Pelobates fuscus (common spadefoot toad) is the source of this 2297-nucleotide messenger RNA. It is a transcript of the gene MEX3B, whose product is annotated as mex-3 RNA binding family member B. The record is from RefSeq and is a predicted model, not a curated record. Bases 357 to 1895 code for a protein of 512 amino acids. Gene Ontology annotation, molecular function: RNA binding. Lineage: Eukaryota; Metazoa; Chordata; Amphibia; Anura; Pelobatidae. The transcript is spliced from 2 exons.
CCGUCUGGCUGCAGUGGCUCAGACAGGAGGGGAGAAAAACGCUGAGUGAGCCGGGGAGGGGCUCCUUAAAGAAACGCUGCCAUCCCUGGCAAAUCUUUUUUUUUUUGCAAUCUGGCCAUAAAGAAACCAGGGGGACACUUGGUCCUUGUCCCCACAGAAGAGCCCGGAGUGACCCCUGUUUAUUUGCACUGAUUCUAGAGCCAGGGUGGAGGGGGCACAGGGCAAAUCUGAAAACUGCCCCACCUGGCUGCCGCUGCCGCCCUCCUCCCCUUUUUCUCUCCUUAGUGCCGGCCGCCUCGCGUUCCUUUGUGUCUGAUUGUACCACUGAGAGCGGCCGGAGAGGGGGAGCCCUGACCAUGCCCAGCUCGCUGUUUGCCGACAUGGAGCGGAGCGGAGGAGGAGGCGAGACCCUGGAUGACCAGCGAGCCCUGCAGAUCGCCCUGGACCAGCUCUCCCUGCUCGGGCUGGACAAUGACGAGAGCUCCAUGUACGACAAUGAGCCCCGGAAAAAGAGCGUCAACAUGACGGAGUGCGUGCCGGUGCCCAGCUCGGAGCAUGUGGCGGAGAUCGUGGGCAGACAAGGUUGUAAAAUCAAAGCUCUGCGGGCUAAGACCAACACGUACAUCAAGACCCCGGUCCGCGGGGAGGAGCCAGUCUUUGUUGUGACUGGGAGGAAGGAAGAUGUGGCCAUGGCCAGGAGGGAGAUCAUAUCUGCAGCCGAGCAUUUCUCCAUGAUCCGGGCCUCCCGGAACAAGAACGCGCUGAACGGGGGCUCGGUACCGGGCCCGCCCAACCUGCCGGGGCAAACCACCAUCCAGGUCCGGGUCCCUUACCGGGUGGUGGGGCUGGUGGUGGGGCCCAAGGGGGCCACGAUCAAGCGGAUCCAGCAGCAGACCCACACCUACAUCGUGACCCCGAGCCGGGACAAGGAGCCGGUGUUCGAGGUGACCGGCAUGCCAGAGAAUGUGGACCGAGCCCGGGAAGAGAUCGAGGCUCACAUCGCGGUCCGCACCGGUGGCAUCAUCGAGCUCACCGAUGAGAACGACUUUCACGCCAACGGUACGGACGUGGGCUUCGACCUGCACGGCCCCGGCAGCCUGUGGAGCAAGCCAAACUCAGGAGUGACCUCAGGCUCCCGAAAAACCUUCUCCAACUACCGAAAUGACAGCUCCAGCUCCCUGGGCAGUGCCUCCACCGACUCCUACUUUGGGGGUAACCCCAGGCUGGCAGAUUACAGCCCCCCCAGCCCUGCCCUCAGCUUCACCAACAAUGGCAACAAUAACAACAAUGGCAAUGGAUAUGUGUAUGGCAGUGGUGGCGAGCUCGUCUCCCCGGACUGUACCGAUCUGGCCUUUGACAGCGGCUUCGACCCUGCUCCCGCCCCACCAGGCACUGCCCUGCUCUGGUCACAGUACGAUCGCUCCCCACCGGGCAGUGCCAACUCCACCACCGCCUACCCCAGCAAUGCCAACAGCCUGCUGAGCGCCACCUGUCGGCGGCCCACCGCCCCACCCAGACUCUCCCCCCCUCUGCACGGUGGCAACAGUGUGCUCUCUGAGCAUCCCCUAGCACGCAGGGUGCGCAGUGACCCUGGUGGUGGCCUCAGCUACUCCGCCUAUCCCAGCAUGGCCUCCUCCGACUCAUCCUCUUCCUCCUCAUCCUCCUCCAGCAGCAGCUCUUCCUCUUCCAGCUCGUCUUCCUCUUCAUCGGGUAUGAGGAGGAAAAGCAGCCGCGAUUGCUCCAUCUGUUUCGAGAGCGAGGUGAUCGCUGCCCUGGUCCCCUGCGGGCACAACCUCUUCUGCAUGGAGUGUGCUAACCGCAUCUGUGAGAAGAAUGAGCCCCAGUGCCCAGUGUGCCACACUGAGGUCACCCAGGCCAUCCGCAUCUUUUCCUAGGGGGCAAGCACCCAAGCCUUUAUUAUUAUUAUUAAUAUUAUUAUUAAUGACACUCAACUAUUUAAAUAAAGAACAUACACCCUGCCCUAUGGCUACAUUCCCACCUGUAUGGUGCCAUACAACAUGUGUCUGUAUGUGAUGAUAUCUCUAUCUAUAUAUCUAUAUAUAUGUGUACAUAUAUUUAUAUGUAUAAAGAUUGUAUUCAUAUAUAUAUAUAAUUACACACAUAUAUACUUAAUAUAUAGAAUGCUCAUGAUGUGCCCUCAUGGCUCUCAGUGUAUACAAUGAAUGAGGCGUGUUAUAAUCUUAUAAACCCCCAAAGCAAUUGUUACAAAAAAAAAAAAAAAAAAACAGGGGCAUAUGUCAAGUGCAUGUCUUCUUUUAUAAGGCACCUGUUUUUUU